This is a messenger RNA of Candida albicans SC5314, 1194 nucleotides long. It is a transcript of the gene TIF, whose product is annotated as translation initiation factor eIF4A. Lineage: Eukaryota; Fungi; Ascomycota; Pichiomycetes; Serinales; Debaryomycetaceae. The record is from RefSeq and is a predicted model, not a curated record. The coding region runs from base 1 to 1194 and encodes 397 amino acids. The transcript has a single exon. Gene Ontology annotation, molecular function: ATP binding; RNA helicase activity; RNA binding.
AUGGCAUCCGAAGGUAUUACUGAAAUCGACUCUGGUUUAAUUGAAACCAAUUACGAUAACGUCGUCUACAAGUUCGACGAUUUAAACUUGAAACCAAACAUUGUUAGAGGUAUUUUUGGUUACGGGUAUGAAACUCCAUCCGCUAUUCAACAAAGAGCCAUCUUGCCAAUCACUGAAGGUAGAGAUGUUUUGGCUCAAGCUCAAUCCGGUACUGGUAAAACCGCUACCUUUACCAUUUCUGCAUUACAAAGAAUCAAUGAAAAUGAAAAAGCCACUCAAGCUUUAAUCUUGGCCCCAACCAGAGAAUUGGCUUUGCAAAUCAAGAAUGUUAUCACUGCUAUUGGUUUGUACUUGAAGGUUACUGUCCAUGCUUCUAUUGGUGGUACCUCAAUGAGUGACGAUAUUGAAGCUUUCAGAUCUGGUGUUCAAAUUGUCGUUGGUACUCCAGGUAGAGUCUUAGACAUGAUUGAAAGAAGAUAUUUCAAAACCGAUAAAGUCAAGAUGUUCAUUUUGGAUGAAGCUGAUGAAAUGUUAUCAAGUGGAUUUAAAGAACAAAUUUACAACAUUUUCAGAUUAUUACCAGAAACCACCCAAAUUGUCUUAUUAUCUGCCACCAUGCCACAAGACGUUUUGGAAGUCACCACCAAAUUCAUGAACAACCCAGUCAGAAUCUUAGUCAAAAAAGAUGAAUUGACUUUGGAAGGUAUCAAACAAUUCUAUAUUAAUGUUGAAUUAGAAGAUUACAAAUUCGAUUGUUUGUGUGAUUUGUACGAUUCUAUUUCUGUCACCCAAGCCGUCAUUUUCUGUAACACUAGAUCCAAGGUUGAAUUUUUAACCAACAAAUUGAGAGAACAACACUUUACUGUCUCUGCCAUCCACGCUGAUUUGCCACAAGCCGAAAGAGACACCAUUAUGAAAGAAUUCAGAUCUGGUUCUUCAAGAAUCUUGAUCUCUACUGAUUUGUUAGCUAGAGGUAUUGAUGUCCAACAAGUUUCUUUAGUUAUCAACUACGAUUUGCCAGCCAACAAGGAAAACUACAUUCAUAGAAUUGGUAGAGGUGGUCGUUUCGGUAGAAAGGGGGUUGCCAUCAACUUUGUCACUGACAGAGAUGUUGGUAUGAUGAGAGAAAUUGAAAAAUUCUACUCUACUCAAAUCGAAGAAAUGCCAGCUGAUAUUGGUGCUUUAUUUGCUUAG